This is a messenger RNA of Cephus cinctus (wheat stem sawfly), 1009 nucleotides long. RefSeq names its product heme transporter HRG1. Bases 133 to 585 code for a protein of 150 amino acids. Gene Ontology annotation, cellular component: plasma membrane; lysosomal membrane. Gene Ontology annotation, biological process: heme transport. The record is from RefSeq and is a predicted model, not a curated record. Gene Ontology annotation, molecular function: heme binding; heme transmembrane transporter activity. The transcript has 3 exons. Lineage: Eukaryota; Metazoa; Arthropoda; Insecta; Hymenoptera; Cephidae.
CGCACAUACACUCAUACAUAGGUGGUGCUGUUUUCUGAAGGUGUUGCAUUCUGUUCAAUUCUGUUGCACAUAAGUGGCCAGAGAAGUCCCAGCAUAUGCGUACUUCCUUCUGUUAAUAAUUACACCUCGAAAAUGUUCAAAGACGCGGUUAUAAGAUUGGUUUUUAGUGCCCUUGGUGUUAUCUUUGGGGUUUGUGGAUUCUUCGUGCUAUUCGUUGGCUAUGGGAACCACGAUGUCGGCUUCUGGUCCAUUUUAUCAGGGGCUCUGGCUGCAGUAUGCUUCCAUCUCCAUUGGGUCAAAGCCAAAGAUUCUCUUGAUACAUGGCAUACAACGCUCACUUUGAGGAAUAUUAAUGUUGUGGGAUUUCUUGGGGCUGUAGCUGGUAUAACAGCAGCUAUUUGGUAUUUGUUCUUGACAUUCUACAAUAGAAUACCAACCUGGCCAAUUUCUGAAAGUACAGCCAUAUCUGCUGUAUGGGCUUUAAUGUGUGGUAAAUGGGGAAUAUUUCUUACUUAUUAUUCACAUAAGUAUGAAAUUCUCAUUCGGGAAGGAUCAUCGUCCAUCCUCAUUGAAGGUAAUGCAUGAGGUGAAUCUUAAGACUGUACAGUCGCCAAUUUAACUCAGCUUUGUAAAAGGAACAUUUUUCUUUUAUAUUGCACAAAUUAUUUUAAGCAACCUUGAUGUACUAUUUUUUUAUACACAUAUCUACAUCGAGUGGCACAAUAUAUAACAGUAAUAUUUACAGUCAUUAAAAAAAACCUUAAUAUAUUAUUCAUUAUAUUUUAUAAUUAUUUGAAUCUCAUUAAUCUCACUGUCACAUAAGCAACACUCGAUAUGCAUAUGUGAAUAUAUUUUUUCUAAUAACAAAUAUCUGAAGAAAAUGCGACUUAUCACGUUACUUCUUAAAGUAGUUACGCAAUAGUUUUUGUAUCAAUUUUGUCUAUGAGCCUUAAUUUAAGACAAUGUUAUGAAUCUUUGACGAAUGAGAAUAAACAAGUUUUAAAAGUCA